Molecule: messenger RNA, 758 nt
Organism: Linderina pennispora
Lineage: Eukaryota; Fungi; Kickxellomycota; Kickxellomycetes; Kickxellales; Kickxellaceae
Product: ribosomal protein S5 domain 2-like protein
Exons: 4
Coding region: 19-702 (227 amino acids)
Biological process (GO): poly(A)-dependent snoRNA 3'-end processing; U4 snRNA 3'-end processing; rRNA catabolic process
Cellular component (GO): nuclear exosome (RNase complex); nucleolus; cytoplasmic exosome (RNase complex)
Source: RefSeq, a predicted model, not a curated record
UUUUACAAAACAGCAGCGAUGGCAGCAAACAUCCAGGACAGAAAAGCCGUCGAGCCCCUUUCAGUCGCCGAACCUGUGGAGCCCUUUGCCAACGGACGCCUUGAUGGCCGUGCUCUGGACCAGGUCCGGCCAAUUUUCAUGAAGACCGGGUCUCUUGACAGCCAGACAUCGACGCAGGCAUCGCCUUCUGGCUCGGCAUACUAUGAGCAGGGCAAAAUUCGCAUCAGCUGCGCUGUGUAUGGCCCGCGCCAGGGCCGCAAGAGCAACGCAAAGAUGGGUAUUUUCAGCUGCGACUUCAAAUACACACCGUUCUCGUGCAGUUGGCGGAAAUCGCACAUCAAAAGCUCUGACGAGAAGGAGAUUGCGCUGAUUCUGGAGCAGGCCGUCGCGCCUGCCAUCCGCCUGGAGCUGUACCCGAAGGCAUGUGUCGACGCGUUCAUCACUGUCAUCGAGAGCGACGGCAAGGCAGCAACGAUUGCGGCGGCUAUCAACUGCAUCUCGGCGGCUCUGGUUGAUGCUGGAAUCGAGCUUGGAUCUUCCGACUGCACCCAGAUCGAAGAGGACACGCCGGACGAAGUCGCGUAUAUCCUGCAGCACGGGAAGACAAAACUCGAGCAGACCGAGGAGGGUUUCCAGGCAUGCGUCAACGCGUGCACCAAGGUAUACGCUGUUAUCUGCCGCUACCUCCAGGGCUCCGUGUAGGGUGUGGGGCAGGUGUCGUUGCAAAAUAAACCUGUUUUUACAUAUUUGAUUGAGAA